GUACGUAGCUCUGCCCCUUCCUCUUGUUUUGUAAACGUGCAAUUAAAUCUCCUUCUGCCGACCGACGAUCCGCAGUGUUUAGCCAAUUUACGCUCGUCUUCUGACACAGAGCUGCAGAUAUGACAGCCAAACGAGGCCUCAUUACUGACACGUUUAAGGUAGUGAAGAAAGCCAGGAGAGACGACAGAAGAGACAAGAAACCUCCUUCACCUGCUGCUGAUCCAGAACCCCCUCGCCCAACUAAAAGAGAGACAGAACUGCAGGAGCUGAGGAAGUUUGACUUGGACUGGCGUUUUGGGCCAUGCACAGGGAUCAGUCGUUUGCAGAGGUGGGAGAGAGCAGCACUUCAUGGGCUGGACCCACCACAGGAGAUUAAAGACAUACUGCUGGAGGAGAGCAUGGACCCAGAGUACACUCAUUGCCUCUGGCGUGACUACCCCUUGUGAGGAAAGAUGAGUGACACUGCUUGAGAAAAGAGGGAAUUGUGAGAACAAAUGAUUUUCAUGUUUGUUUGAUUGCUCAUGUUUGCCUGUUGCUGUUAACUUUUGAGCUUUCUGUUUUUUUACACUACAUUUUUAAUAAAACUCCUUUAACAAAA
Messenger RNA from Colossoma macropomum (tambaqui), 598 nucleotides. It is a transcript of the gene pold4, whose product is annotated as DNA polymerase delta 4, accessory subunit. Gene Ontology annotation, cellular component: delta DNA polymerase complex. The transcript has 5 exons. Gene Ontology annotation, molecular function: DNA-directed DNA polymerase activity. Lineage: Eukaryota; Metazoa; Chordata; Actinopteri; Characiformes; Serrasalmidae. Gene Ontology annotation, biological process: DNA synthesis involved in DNA repair; DNA-templated DNA replication. The record is from RefSeq and is a predicted model, not a curated record. Bases 120 to 446 code for a protein of 108 amino acids.